This is a messenger RNA of Cooperia oncophora, 675 nucleotides long. The record is from the annotation of a GenBank genome assembly. NCBI's taxonomy places the organism in Eukaryota, Metazoa, Nematoda, Chromadorea, Rhabditida, Trichostrongylidae.
AUGCCUCACUACAAGCUGAUCUAUUUCGAUGCUCGCGGCCGUGCUGAGGUUACUCGACAGCUUUUUCUUCUUGCUGGGCAAGAAUUCGAAGAUGUGCGUCUGUCCCAAGAUGAGUGGCUAAAACAGAAAAAUGAAAUGCCGUUCGGUCAAUUGCCAGUGCUCGAGGUAGACGGAAAGCAGUUAGCUCAGUCACAUGCCAUUGCUCGCUAUGUAGGCCAGGCAGUUUGGUUUUGCCGUCAUGCCGGCAAGACCCCUUUCGACGAGGCGCUCGUCGAUUCGGUCGCAGAUCAGUACAAGGACUUCGACACGGCGACAUGGCCCUUCUUUGCUGUGUUAUUAGGUUUCGAAAAAGGUGACUUGGAAGGCCAACUAAACAACACAUUCAACCCAGCUCGUGAUAAAUUGUUCACCUUUCUGACGAAGUUCCUUCAAAAUUCUGGAUCUGGAUAUCUUGUCGGAGACUCAUUAACCUGGGCAGACCUGCUAGUGGCCGAACUGGAUACAUAUUCAGCGAAGAUACCAGCACUAUAUGAAGGAUUUCCAGAUGUGAGCGCUCACUUUCUCAAUAGCUUUUUCUGCAAGACUUUUUUGGUACUGUCGAUAUUUUAUCAAAAUAAUUGCUCUACAUUUCUGCUUAAAACGCUUUAUACCCUUGCACAAAACCUGCAGACAUAG